This is a messenger RNA of Cannabis sativa, 721 nucleotides long. RefSeq lists its product as uncharacterized. NCBI's taxonomy places the organism in Eukaryota, Viridiplantae, Streptophyta, Magnoliopsida, Rosales, Cannabaceae. The record is from RefSeq and is a predicted model, not a curated record. Bases 93 to 431 code for a protein of 112 amino acids. The transcript has 2 exons.
ACUUUCGUAGUAGUAGUACUAGUCCUAAUUAUCAUGGUCAUGGUCAACCACUUUUCUUCAAUAGUCAACAUUCUCAACAUCUAGAUCACCCCAUGAGUUCCAUGCCCAUACAACAUUUUUGCAAUAGGUGUGGACACAAAUCUUUCUUGGAGCUUAAAGAGAUAGAUGGACCAAAUUGUUUUGAAGUAAAAGAGCUUCUUAACUCAAUAUCAAGCAUGCCUUUUUACCAACAUAAGUCUCAUGAGGAAUUUAGAUGGGAAGACUACAACCAAAAAAAAGGAAAAUGCCAUGUAAAGAAGGGUACAACUACAAGUGAGGUCCUCAUAAAAGUGAGGCAUCCAAGCCGUUUUUACAUCUUACUAAAGAAAGUCUUAUCAUUUGUGGCCAUUUUAGUCAUUGGUCGACUACUUGUGCUUUAUCUCGAGGAAUGACUUCUUUCUUGCAUUGCCACGUGUCCAAUCAAAUGAUUUAUCUACCAAUUUCAAGUUACCAUUUUUCCAAUUGGGUUGUUUUUUUUUUUCUUUCUAGAUUUUAUUUAUUUUUAUUUAAGAAAAACAAGUUAAUGUAAUAAAGUUCCCGAUUUCAGAUCUUUGUGUAUGUCUUAGUCUUUGUGAUUUUCUAUUUCGGAUUUUGUUUUGGAUGAAUGUAAUAAUAUCUCAAGAAUUUUUCUAGCCACAGAAAAUAAUAGUAGAAAACAAAGAAGUCUAUUCUAGAGUUGGAA